GGCUAUGAAAGUGACUUUUGCGUUUUUUUGGGUUGCCGUCCUGUUUUUUAAUAUGAUGAGCGUGUACUCAUACCCACACACUCGUCAAAACAGUGCUAAAAAGAGAAAGGAUCUGGAUAGAUGGAUAAGAUUUUUAAAACAGGAAGACAGGCUUUUCAAGAAUAACUGGUAGCCGAUCAAUAUCCAAUCAAGCAGGGAGACUGAUGUCUAAAGUAUCUGCUAUAGUUAACGAACUUUCGAACUUAUGAGGAAAAUGAAGGAAAUUAUCUUGGAUAA
This is a messenger RNA of Cylicocyclus nassatus, 276 nucleotides long. Lineage: Eukaryota; Metazoa; Nematoda; Chromadorea; Rhabditida; Strongylidae. The record is from the annotation of a GenBank genome assembly.